AUGCCUAUAGAUCUAUGGUGGACUCAACACCUGCACAAACCACAGCUCCAGGCGCAUAUAAGCGGCCAGCUCGUUGGCCACAAGUCAGUGUGGACUGGGCCAGCGUCAGCAGCUUCUACACGACUCCCUCCAGCACCAGAAGUGGAAUCUGCAGACACGACAGCGAUGGCACGGCUAGCUGGAGAAUCGGCCUUGGCGGCACUGCUGGUGCUGGCGGCCGCCAUGGCCCUUCCAGGCCAGGCAUAUCACCUGCUUUCGUCUGAUAGGAGCAACUCGAGCGGUAUUGAACCUCGCCAUCUGCAAAGGGCGCUCGCUUGCGGAGGCAUCACAGCCAGUCCGGGGAGCGAGACCGUCCUUGAGGCAGGACAGACAGUGUGCGUCGCCUCUCCGCGCUACCCCGACAACUACCCCAAGAACUGGGACAACAACUGGACCAUCAAGGGCGCCACGCCGAACGUGAGGCUGGAAAUCAGCUGCUCGCCCGUGGCCAUCGAGGGCAGUCCGUCUUGCACCAACGACCGCCUCGUCAUCAUGCACAAGUGCUUCUGGAGCAAGUACUGCGGGAGCAAGCGCCCUGAGACCAUCACGACGUGCGGCCCCUGGGCCAGGCUCACCUUCCGGACCAACGGCUCGGCGCAGCAAAAGGGCUUCUACUGCACCGUCACGGCCUCAGAAUGUACGUACAGCAGCCACGCCCUUCCCGGCAGCGCCCUGGGGCCGGCUGACAACUACUACAAGUUCAACAACCACUUCAGCCACGCCAACUACGGUCACAACCACCACCACCACACCAACUACCGCCACCACACCAACUACCACCACCACACCAACUACUACCACCACACCAACUACCACCACCACACCAACUACAGCUACAACCACUACGACCACACCAACUACUACAUCAACUACAACCACACCAGCAACUACAACCACCACCACCACACCAACUACCACCACCACACCAACGACAACUACAACCACUACGACCACACCAACAACUACAACCACACCAACAACGACAACCACACCAACAACUACGACCACACCAACAACUACAACCACAACCACCACCACACCAACUACUACAACCACCACACCAACAACUACGACCACACCAACAACGACAACCACAACAACUACCCCCACACCAACAACUACGACCACACCAACAACGACAACCACAACAACUACCACCACCACACAACCACAACUGCCGCAACGACCACCACAAGAGACCCCAAUACUUUACUUUGCAAGUGCGGCGUGCCCAACAGCGCCAACAGGAUCGUAGGCGGGGCAGACACCGAGGUCAACGAGUACCCGUGGCUCGUGGGGCUUUCCGACCUGGGCGGGACGGACAGGCCCUUCUGCGGCGGCUCCAUCCUUAACAACGAGUGGAUCAUCACCGCCGCCCACUGCGUUUCGGGAGUGUCGCCGAGCAGCUUCCAAGUUCUGUUCAACAUGCACGACUGGAACAACGGGCCGACUCGCAUCAUCAAGAGAUCUGUAGACAGAAUUGUCAUCCACCCAAGAUACAGCAGCAGCACGUACGACAGCGACAUCGCGCUCGUCCACAUCGCAGACAAGGUCAGCUUCACCAACUGGCCUGGCAUCAAGCCCGUGUGUAUGCCUCCUUCGGGCUCGGAUUAUGCCGGCAUGGAUGCCACGGUCACCGGCUGGGGCACCACGUCGUCAGGUGGCACGCAGCCAGAGGUCCUCCAGGAUGUGACUGUGCCCAUCAGGACGCAGUCUGAGUGCCAAGCAGCUUACGGCAGCCAGGUUACCAGCAACAUGAUCUGCGCAGGUUUGCCCGAGGGAGGGAAGGACUCCUGCCAGGGCGACAGCGGAGGCCCUCUGACGGUGCAGGAGGGAGAUGGACGCCACUACCUGGCCGGCGUGGUCAGCUGGGGCAUCGGGUGCGCGCUGCCAGGCAGAUACGGCGUCUACACCGACGUGCCAAACUACCACACGUGGAUCCACAACAUCGCCACCACCGGCAGAUUCUGCGGCCUCUAACAGGCGGUCUUCUGCGUUGGGAUGACGUCAGCGGCGGUUCUGCCGGCGGCCUCGUCUCUGCGUUUCGAUUCCUCGCCCAUGACGUCACGUUUGCGGGCAGUUAAGGCUUCAUAAAUCGAGAAGGAAGAGAUCCUGUGGAAACCAUUCCUUGUCUAGAAGAAAUAAAUCAGUAAAAUAA
Penaeus chinensis is the source of this 2197-nucleotide messenger RNA. RefSeq lists its product as uncharacterized. Bases 1 to 2019 code for a protein of 672 amino acids. The transcript has 14 exons. Gene Ontology annotation, molecular function: serine-type endopeptidase activity. Gene Ontology annotation, biological process: proteolysis. The record is from RefSeq and is a predicted model, not a curated record. NCBI's taxonomy places the organism in Eukaryota, Metazoa, Arthropoda, Malacostraca, Decapoda, Penaeidae.